Messenger RNA from Chenopodium quinoa (quinoa), 1842 nucleotides. RefSeq names its product protein BIG GRAIN 1-like A. The record is from RefSeq and is a predicted model, not a curated record. Bases 536 to 1801 code for a protein of 421 amino acids. Gene Ontology annotation, biological process: auxin-activated signaling pathway. The transcript has a single exon. Lineage: Eukaryota; Viridiplantae; Streptophyta; Magnoliopsida; Caryophyllales; Amaranthaceae.
AAAAUUGGCUACCAUUAAAAAUAAGCAAAAUCAGGUGGCUACCAUUGAAAAAUUUUCAAAUACAAUUAUUAUAAACAUAAAUCAAUUGAUUUUAGAAUGAAACCAUACCGCACCUUUACAUGACCCACGUAGAUAGCUUUCUAGGCGCGUACAUACAAUCCCACACAUCCUUUAUAAGAGCCGACUAUCUCCAUACACACUUCACACACUAUUACACACUUCCUUUUAAAAAACACAAACAUCUAUUCUCUCUCUCUAUUCUUCAUACUCACUCUCUCUAAAAUUGUCUCCUCCUCCUUUGGCGUGGAAUUAGGCUUUCAUUACUGUCUCUUCUCUAAUCUUCCCCCUUAACACCAUCAAUCACUCUUGUACUACCAAACACAAACACUACUCAUUCUUCCCCCUUUUUUCAAUUAUCUUUUCUUUUAAAAUUACCCCUAAAAUACCAUCUAAUUCCCCUGUUUUCACCCCAAUUCCAUUCCCCUUCAUCAUACCAUUUCCCACAUCCUCUCCAUCGAAACUCGAAACCCGAAAAAUGAACGGCGUAUCCACAACUUCCACCAGUAGUAGCAGCAGCAGAAGACAGCAUUACAAUCAUAACUCUCACUACAACUCCCCUUCUUUCUCCUCCUCGCUUCUCGAAGAAAUCUACCGUUCUUUCGACGAAGACGAGGGGGAUAAUCAUUACCAUCACCACCACCACCACCAUCAAACCAAUGAUGGUUACAGGAAGGUAAAGAACAACAAGAGCGUAAUUGAGAGAGAAAUCGAGAACGAGAGACUACGAGGCGUAAAUCGAGCGGUGUUAGAGCAAUGGAUGGAUAACGAGAGAAUUAAUCGCCGCCGUAAUUCUAUGGCGGCGAUUAAUUCUACCUCUGCUAAAUUUAACUCGUCUUCUUCCACGAGUUCCUCCGAUUCCAGCUCCGGAAUCGGAGGAUUUUCGUCAUCUGAUACUGAAUCACUCUACGGAUCAUCUAAAUCGAAGUCGGUGCCGACAUUGAAGCCGAUAAAAACAAACCUAAAUCAGCCGGAAUUUCACCGGAAAAGCUACUCCGAUGAAAUUCCGGCGAAGAAGAAAGGUAACAAAGAAGGUAAUCUUCAGAAAAGAGCGUUGAAGCUUUAUGGUGAUUUGAAGAAGGUGAAACAACCGAUUUCACCUGGUGGUAAACUCGCUAGCUUUCUUAACUCGUUGUUUAACUCAAACUCGUCGAAAAAGCCGAAGAUCUCAUCGUCAUCGGCAAAUGUUCUGAAAUACUCUACGUCGACGCCGUCUACGGCGUCGUCGUACUCGCGGUCGUGUUUGAGUAAAACUCCGUCGUCCGCCGGAAGGUUCGAGAGGCGGUCGGUGAGGUUUUGUCCGGUAAGUACCGUAAUCGCCACCACCACCGCCGCCACCAACGAUGAUAAAGUGUAUAAUGAUGGUAAAAGAGAAGAUAGGUGGAGAGAGAAAGCUACUACUCGUAAUAGUAGUACGUUGAAAAACGACGAGUUUAAAGUUCAGAUAAGUGAAAAGCAAAGGAGAGUCGAAGAAGUUGCUAAGGAGUUGUUAAAGAAUUAUCAUCAUGGUAGAAAAUAUCAAAAUGAUGGUACUAAUAAUAAGACGAAAAAUCGUGUAUUCGAGGAUGAGAAUGAGGAUGAGGAGGAUGAUGAUGUUAGUUGUUGUAGCUCGGAUCUUUUCGAGCUCGAUCACUUGCUAGAAGUUGGAAGUGAUCAUCAUCGGAUGUACCGUGAAGAGUUGCCCGUGUAUGAAACUACUCAUGUUCAUACUAAUAGAGCUAUUGCUAAUGGGUUAAUUUUGUAAUUUGGUGAUUAAUUUUUAUGAGAUAGUAAUUAAUUUUAAUA